GCAGCUUCAUUUGCCUUGGCCAGCUAGAGCCUUAUUUAUUUCAUCAUAAAGGCUUGCCUCCUGGACUUCUAACCAUGUUUGACACCUCGCAAUAUCCUUAUAACUGUUUUAACUAUGAUGGCGAUGGAUACCCCUCAUGUGGCUCAGAUGAAGAGAAGAAAGUGUGCCGACCGGCUUACAGUUACAUUGCACUAAUAGCAAUGGCUAUACAACAGAGUCCAGAGAACAAAGUUACCCUAUCAGGAAUCUACGAGUUCAUCAUGAAGAGAUUUCCUUAUUACAGAUCCAACCAGAGGGCUUGGCAAAACUCAAUUCGCCAUAACCUCUCUCUAAACAGCUGUUUCAUAAAGGUGCCCCGCACAGAAGGUAACGAGAAAGGAAAAGGUAAUUACUGGACAUUUGCCACAGGCUGCGAGUCCAUGCUGGACCUCUUUGAAAAUGGCAACUUUCGCCGUCGCCGCCGCAGACGUAACUCGAAAAUGGGCCUCAAGGAGCCAGUCGAACCCUUUGUUGCCAUGGACACUCAUCAGGGUGCUGCAGUAAGAUCCAUGAAUUCAGAUUCUUUCUGCUCCAUGAACACUAGUCACAGACCAGCCCAAAUCAACCCACCCCUCAGCAAACCUGAGCCCGAGAUCAAAUUCAGCAUCGACUACAUACUCUCCACACCGGACCCUCUACCUGGGUUCAGAGCCGCUAAUGGUGUAGCUAGAGCUGUGAUCCAUCACCUGGAGCCCCAAAAUCUCAAUCUGCACUUCUGGACCAUGUAACCAUGACUAUUCAACCUGAGAGAACCUAUUGGAUGCAAAUCAGUAAAUAUCCAGAUGUUGAAACAGUUUCAAAAAAGAGAGAAAUUGUAAUAAUUCACCCAAAAACCCAAGCGAAUUAUUUCUUCUGUGGGACACUAAAGGUGAAUUUUUGGAAGAAUAUCCUGGUCACUCUUAUCAAUGUGGAAAAGAGAAUGAAGACUGGGGCCUUUAAGCUACAAAAUGAAAAAAUAAAUAAAAAAAAGGAUCAUAAAGUUUCAUAAAAGUGGUCAAUUAUUCAAAGCCCUCUGGAGCCAUGGUAGCGAUUAAAUGGUCAGGGUAUUCUUCAAAAAAUCACCUUUGAUAUAUUCUACAGAAGUCAGUCAACUGGGUUUGGAACGACAAGAGGGUGAGUUACAAACUACAACAUUUUCAUUUGUGGGUGAACUAUUACUUUAAAGCUUCAGUAGUGUGCAUAGUCUUGUAAGUUUUCCUAUAUUGCAAAUUGGCUUGUAAUUAUGCACAUGCAGUGUGUUGUGUGCUAGUGCUCUUGUCGGCAGCUCUGCUCAAUUAAUGAUUCAUGUCAGCAAAAUUGCUAAAUAAGAAUACAAGCAUAGAUAAAACUGUAAGUUAUGAGUAUAUAAUUAUUCAGUGAUUACUAAAAGGAGUUUAAGGUAUAUUUUAGAUGUAAAUUAUUAUACACCAUCUCAUCAAAAGAUUUUAAAACAGUCAAUCCUCACUUGGAAAGGGUCGCUUUGUAUAUUGCAUGAAUUUUAGUCACUUUACAAUAUUUGGUAGUGAGCUGAGGAAAGCAUAUAGAUAAAGGAGCUAAACAGGGUGCACUAGUUUAUUUUGAUUAAAUUAUUCGUUCAGACUUUCAAUGGACCCUUUUCACAAACAGUGGUGACGCAUUUUUGUCCUAAUAAAACAGCACAUGA
Molecule: messenger RNA, 1681 nt
Organism: Xyrauchen texanus (razorback sucker)
Lineage: Eukaryota; Metazoa; Chordata; Actinopteri; Cypriniformes; Catostomidae
Product: forkhead box protein L3-like
Exons: 3
Coding region: 75-767 (230 amino acids)
Biological process (GO): anatomical structure morphogenesis; regulation of transcription by RNA polymerase II; cell differentiation
Molecular function (GO): RNA polymerase II cis-regulatory region sequence-specific DNA binding; DNA-binding transcription factor activity, RNA polymerase II-specific
Source: RefSeq, a predicted model, not a curated record